Messenger RNA from Gymnodraco acuticeps, 3983 nucleotides. RefSeq lists its product as uncharacterized. Gene Ontology annotation, biological process: DNA integration. Bases 2079 to 3020 code for a protein of 313 amino acids. Gene Ontology annotation, molecular function: nucleic acid binding. Lineage: Eukaryota; Metazoa; Chordata; Actinopteri; Perciformes; Bathydraconidae. The transcript is spliced from 2 exons. The record is from RefSeq and is a predicted model, not a curated record.
UUCGGUAUUUACCACCUGCAAAAACCAGGGAAAAUAAGAGUAGUUUUUGAUUCCAGCUCUCAGUACAAAGGAGUGUCAUUGAACGACGUUCUCCUCAGUGGACCCAACCUCAACAACACUCUAAUUGGGGUCCUACUGAGAUUCAGAAGGGAGCAAAUAGCCGUCACAGCUGACGUAGAACAGAUGUUCUAUUGUUUCAAGGUCAGACAGGACCAUCGCAACUUCCUGCGUUUUUUGUGGCACAGAGACAACGACCCAGAUAAGGAGAUUGUUGACUACUGGAUGACAGUGCACGUGUUUGGCAACAGUCCAUCACCAGCAGUAGCAACAUACGGGCUGAGAAAGGCUGCAGAGCAAGGGGAAACUGAACAUGGCACAGACUCAAAGGAGUUUGUAUUCAGGAACUUUUAUGUCGAUGAUGGACUAAUUUCAGUGUCAAAAGAAGAUGAAGCCAUUGAUCUGCAACAGCGAACCAAGAGCCUACUGGCUGAGUCCAAUUUGAGGCUUCGCAAAAUAGCUUCAAACAGUGCCAGGGUCAUGGAGGCCUUUCCUCUUGAAGAACGAACAAGCGACUUUAAAGAUCUGGAUCUGGGAGCCGACCCUUUGCCUCUCCAACGGAGUCUGGGCAUAAGCUGGGAACUCAAUAAUGACAGUUUCACUUUUAAAGUUUCACAGGACAUUAAACCGUUCACUCGUCGAGGCAUACUGUCCACUGUGAACAGUCUCUUUAAUCCCCUGGGAUUUGCAUCUCCCAUCACUGUGCAAGGCAAGGCGUUGGUAAGAGAACUUUCUUCAGAACAGUACGAGUGGGACGUCCCACUCCCACCAGAGAAGGAAGCUCAGUGGAAAGCUUGGACUGACUCCUUAACUGAGCUGGAACAGAUUCAAGUACCAAGACCAUAUACCCCGGUCUCAAUGUCAUCUUGCAAACGAACAGAACUUUGUGUUUUCUCAGACGCUUCUACAAGGGCAAUUGCUGCCGUAGCAUACCUACGUGUUCUUGACUCUGAUGGGAAAUGGCAUGGAGGCUUUGUGAUGGGCAAAUCAAAGCUCCUUACCCAUUGCACACCAUACCUCGCCUGGAGCUGUGUGGGGCAGUCUUGGCGGUUGAACUGGCAAAACUAAUCAAGUCUGAGAUUGACUUGGAGUUGAAGGCAGUCAGGUUCUUCACGGACAGUCGCGUUGUUCUUGGCUACAUCUACAACAAUUCAAGGCGGUUCUACACCUACGUAGCUAACAGAGUAGCUCGCAUAAGGAACAGUACUAACCCAGAACAGUGGCUCUAUGUGAAAACUGAAGUGAACCCUGCUGACCACGGAACAAGGCCAAUACCAGCAGCUUGUCUGAUGUCAUCCAGUUGGUUCUUUGGCCCUCAAUUUCUCCGUCAGACAGACACAGAGCAAGAAAAUAAGACUGAAUCAUUUGAACUUGUGCAACCAGAGACUGAUAAAGAAAUGUAUCCUCAAGUUCUCUCUCUUGCAACCAAGGUCACAGAGCAGAGUCUCGGAUCACAACGGUUCAAACAUUUCUCUACUUGGAAGGCUCUAGUAAGAGGUAUGGCAACACUCAUUCAUGUAGCCAAGUCCUAUUCCAGCAAGUCUCACACUGUAGAGUGCAAUGGAUGGCAUCACUGCAAACAGUCACACACCUCAGAGCUCUCUCAGGCCAAAACAAUCAUCUUGAAGGCAGUGCAGCAGGAUGUUUACAAGCAACUCAGGGCAUUAAUGUUCCUAGCCACAGCUCUCUUGUGAAACUGGACCCAUUUCUUGACAAGGAUGGAUUGCUGAGAGUUGGGGGUCGCAUCCAUAAAGCCCAAUUGGAAGACCAAGAGAAACAUCCACUCAUCCUGCCAGCCAGUCAUCAUGUUGCCACUCUCUUAGUCCGACACUAUCAUGAUCAAGCAGCUCACCAAGGUCGCCAUUUAACAGAGGGCGCACUGCGCACUGCCGUUGUCUGGAUAGUAGGAGGGAAGAGGCUCAUUUCGAGUACAAUAUUCAAAUGUGUCAUCUGCAGGAAGUUGAGAGGCAAGUUUGAGGUUCAGAAAAUGUCUGUCCGAUCUGCCUGCUGACAGACUGUCCAUGGAUCCACCUUUUACACAUGUAGGGCUUGAUGUCUUUGGUCCAUGGAGUGUGAUAACUCGUCGCACAAGAGGUGGUGCUGCUGAGAGUAAAAGAUGGGCAGUCAUUUUCACAUGUCUCAGUACGAGAGCUGUUCACUUGAAGGUUAUAGAAACCCUGACCACCUCAAGUUGCAUUAAUGCCUUGAGGCGCUUCCUGUCGAUUCGUGGACCUGUCAAACACCUCAGGUCAGACAGAGGCACACACUUUAUUGGAGCAUGCAGAGAGCUUCAGAUAAACACGGACGAUCCUGAGAUCAAGGACUAUCUGCAAGACCAUGGUUGUACAUGGAUAUUUAACGCACCUCAUUCCUCACAUAUGGGUGGAGCUUGGGAGAGGAUGAUUGGUGUGGCUCGACGGGUCCUUGAUGCACUGCUGUUGAAGAAUAAGGAUAAACUGACCCAUGAAGUCCUGGCCACUUUGAUGGCUGAAGUUAUGGCCAUCAUGAACGCCAGGCCUCUGGUUCCCAUCUCUUAUGAUACAGACCUUCCUGAGAUACUCUCACCUGCUACUCUUCUAACCCAGAAGGCGAGUGUGACACCCACACCCCCGGGGGACUUUGAACUGGAUCACCUAUGUAAGGUACAGUGGCGCCAGGUUCAGAGCUUGGCGAACUCCUUCUGGAAACGGUGGAAGCAGGAGUAUCUGGCAACUCUUCAGCCUCGGAGGAAGUGGACCGAGGAGCGGCCUAAUCUCCAGGAUGGUGACGUUGUUUUGUUAAAGGACGUUCAAGCACAACGUAAUGACUGGCCUCUUGGUCUGAUAGUAAAGGCCAUUCCAAGUUCGGACGGCAAGGUGCGAAAGGUCAUGGUGAAGACCUUAGGUCAAGGGACAGCUAAAGAGUACCUUAGGCCCAUCAGCGAUGUGGUGUUACUGAUACCAAGGGUAAAGAGAUGUAAAUAGUGGUAAAAAGGUUUACCAAGCGGGGAGUGUUCUGACACCAUAGUGUAUUGGCACCCCCUAGUGGCAAAAUUCGGUACUGUAGCUUUAAGGCACCAGAUAGCGCGACUCCUUCUUGUGUUUUAGUUUACACAGGAAAGCCAUGCAGAGCACAUCGUAGCUCAGUUCUAUGCCACAGAUCAUUUUGUUUUAAUCCUUGGAGUAGAUCUGUCUUUUUACAAUUUCAAGCCUCAGUAAAUGGUCAACUCAACAACUGUCUUCUGAGUCUUUGUUAGCUAUCUGUUAAGCUAUGCAGUGCGAUGCAUACGCAAGGGCAGAAUAGCGGUGUAAAACACCGAUUCCGUAAUUGACUUUGUAUUACAUGCUUUAUAUGUAGUUUAAAUGAAAGUUCAGUGUCUAGCCAUUCACCAAGAUAUUUAAAGCUAUCAAUUUUAUGCAGAGCAGUGCCAUCCUUACAUGUUAUUACUACAUUAGGUUUGGAUUUGAGCUUCUGCCUGGUACCAAAGACCAUGGUAUAAGACUUUGUUUUGUUAAGCAGUAGUUUAUUGUGUGAUAGCCAGUCCUGUAAGAUAUUAAAAUCCGAUUGACGAGAGAUCUGAAUUUGUGAAAAAUCUGAUUUGGAUGUAUAUAUGACAGUGUCAUCAGCAUAAAGGUGAGUACAACAAUUAAUGAGACAAGAAGAUAAAUCAUUUAUGUAAAUAGAGAACAGAAGUAGGCCCAGAGUUGAUCCUUGGGUUACACCCUUUUGUUGGAUCAACAGGUCAGACUGUUUCCCAUUAACAACCACACAUUGCUUUCUACUGUGAAUGUACGAGUUAAACCAUAACACUGUAUUAUUAGAAAGGACAAUGCCGUGAAGUUUAUCCAAGAGCAGAAAUGUGACAUAAUAAUACAUUUUAUUUCUAUAGCGCUUUUCUUGAAUCCAAAGACGCUUUACAUUUGGGAGGGAGGGUAGACAAACAAAAC